GCACUGAGCUGCGCUACGCUACCACUGCAGUUUUAUCCGGAUGAGUUUAGCUGGCGUGUUACAGACCGGAAGUCACGGGCACAGGAUGAAUAGCUACAUGCGACGAUGGUGUUGUAUUUAAGCUAUUAAUAUUGGCAGUAACUCAUGUGAUGUUAUGACACUGUAAAGAUAUCAUCCUAGAUGUCAUCAUGGACGCUUCACUUCGUAUACAUGUCCUCUUGAUUUAUUUGUACUGUGCAGUAGGUUUCUCCACCAGCUGUGUUAAAAUCUUUCCCGACACUACAUCAAGGAUUUUUGUUGAAGUGGGAACAAACUUCACAGCGACAUGUUACCUGCAGGAAGGUUCCCCUUACACCGCCGAUGAUAUUAAAUGGGAUUUAGACAACAUCAGUCUUCCAGCACUCAAAAUAAAUACUACAGCUGUCAGCGUCACGUUUACAGUCAGGAGGAAUAUCAACAUGUUGAUCUGCUCGGCCUCUAAGCAGUCGGAGUCAUACCUACCACCAUGUCGUUAUGGUACCUUUUUCAAGGGAGGAUAUCCGCCCUUGAAGCCAACGAACCUGACAUGCAUUGCCAUUCAAGAACAGAACAAUAUUUCCCCAGACUUGCAAUGUUUUUGGGAUCCGGGGAUGCAAGAUCCAAUCCUCGAGACCCAUUACACACUUUACGCUGAAGUAAUAGACACAUACCAGUCUGUCUGUAAAGAGCAUCUUGCAAGAAGCUGCACAGUCAAUCUGAGCACUUUUCCAUAUCACAUGGAAUUAAAAGUGGGGCUUAUUGUAAGUAAUGCACUGGGCUCAGUGCGGUCAGAUGAGAUCCAGAACGACGCAUCGUAUUUUGCGAAACCAAGUCCCCCGCUGGACAUUCAAGUUCUUGCUGAUAAUUUCUCAUCGUCUAUGUUGGUGGUAUGGAAAGAACCCAUUGAUACAAAGGCUAUGCAUCUUCAUUAUGUCAUCAGAUACUCUCAAGCUGACUCCAAUGUUUGGAAUGAGGUGCCUGAGGACUCCACAAGGCCAUCCACAAGUUCCUUCAGACUGCAGUGUCUGAAGCCCUACACCAAGUAUGUGGUUCAGAUGAGAUGCAAACUUCGGGAAAAAACAUAUCAAAACUACUGGAGUGACUGGAGCACCAAUGCCACAAAUCGCACUGCAGAAUCCAAGCCCGGAGGCACACCAGAUCUGUGGCGUAUCAUCCAGCCCUCUGCUCAUAGCAGAAAUGUUACAUUAAUAUGGAAGGCCCCUGAUGAAGCUAAUGGAAAAAUCCUGAAAUACGAUAUAAAUAUCAAUCAGAAAAAAAGAGAAGUUGUCAAACUGGACGACCUCGAUCGGAUGAGACCAUUUCUAAUGUAUUCAUUCGAGCUGUUUCCAGGAAAGGCGGCCUUUAUUCAAAUGACUGCAGCCAAUUCAGUCGGAGUAUCGCCCACAGCAACUCUCUCCAUUCCCCCGUCUAAUACAGAGCCUGUUGAAGGCGUGAAGCAUGUGAACUGCUCUCAGCGUAAUGGACAGCUGUGGGUUGAAUGGAUGCCACCUAAUAACCCAUCUAAUAACCCCCAACAACAACCCUUUCAAUAUCUGCUGGAGUGGCAGCAGAUCCCACCAGAUGUCAAUCAGACAGGCAGACACUGGCAGAGAGUGUAUGCAAACGUCAGCAACACCACACUGAACGGUUAUUUUAAGCCGCUCAAGCGAUACAACAUAUCUAUAUAUCCAAUAUACAACCAAAACUACAGCUAUGCAGGACGCCCAGUGACCAUAGCAGCCUAUACUGAACAAGGACCUCCAGAAAAGGGCCCGAGUGCUAAAGUUGAUAAAUCCAAGAAAACCAGUGCUGAGGUAACAUGGAAUGAAAUUCCCCUGGACGAGCGACGAGGAUUCAUCACCAACUACACCAUCUACUAUAAGACAGGAAACAUCGAGCAGUCUGUGACGGUGAACUCUGACGUUCGCUCGCAUGUGUUGACCGAUCUUAUCAGUGAACGCGAGUAUGUGGUUCACGUCAUGGCAUCAACCAUAGCAGGCUCCAAAAACGGCACCGGUUUUAAUUUCAGAACAAUGAAGUACGCUGAUGGACAAGUGGAGGUGAUCGUGGUGCUGGUGUGUCUCGGCUUUUUGUUCCUCAGCAUCUUCAUUAUAAUGUUCUGUCUGCGGAAGAGAGAAACGAUAAAGCAGCUGUUUUGGCCACAGGUGCCAGACCCCUCAGUCAGCUCUAUUGCCCACUGGUCACCUGAUUUUCCGAAAAAGGCCAACAUGCCCAGAGAAGAUGUUAGCGUGGUGGAAGUGGACGUGUUUGACGGGAAGUCUUUGUGCGAGGAAGACAAGACCGUGCUGCCGCUGAAGAAAGACAAAUAUCUCUCUGAGGAGCACAGCAGCGGCAUCGGGGGCUCGUCCUGCAUGUCCUCCCCUCGGCACAGUGUAUCCGACAGCGACGAGGGCGACUCUGGCCAGACCACGGCCAGCACGGUGCAGUACUCGUCUGUGGUGGCGAGCGAAUACAAGGGCCAGACCCCUAACCAUCAGCCUCAUGUGUUUGCUCGCUCUGAGUCCACACAGCCGCUGCUGGACUGCGAGGAACAUCCGGAGCAUCUCAACGAUUCCAGAAACUCUUACUUUAAAAGAAGCAAAGGAGUCGAGCUGGGCGGUCUCGUUCAGGAAGGGGAGGAGCCGAACGAUAGCUCUCUUACUUUCUGUCCAAUGGAGGAGAUGUCCCCCGUUGUAGAGGACACACCCACAUCCACCUCUUGUUACAUGCCACAGCAGAGCGGCUAUCGACCUCAGUAGAGAAAACAUGGAUACCGAUGUGCUCGUCUCAGAUUCGAUAGUGCCUCAAGCUAUUAGCAAGAUUUCCAUUUUAGGUCACUUUGGCAUUUUGAAGAGCUGUGAUGAUCUUUCAUAUAUGCUUGCACCCAGUGUAAGCUUGCAAUGAAUAAGAUAUUUUUUUAGUUUAUUUACUUAUAAUCAAAAAUUAUACUUGGUUUUUGCAUUACUAACCUUGUUUAAAAUUAUUUUGCUAUUCAAAGCUGCUUCUUAUAUCGAUAGACUGAAGAUAAAGAUGCUUUAUUUUCUUUUUACUGACAGCUGAUUGGUCAGUCUUGAUGAUAUUUUGAGGUGAUGUGUGACCUCGACUGCUUCAGUGUGAGCACAGAAUGUUUACAUUUCAAACAUAAUAAACUAAAAGUCAAGGCACGUUACCGCCACAUUACCCGUGUCCAAUAGCUGAAUGUAUUUAUAUGCUUUGUGUGUUAUCUUACCUGUGAAUGGUGCAGUAACACAUACACAAUUAUUCAAAGACUGUUCAACAAAUUACCAAUGAAUUGUGAAUAGUUGCCACAUUAAGUUAAAGACACUUUCUGUCAUAUAUUCUGUCUUAUUACUUCUUGUUAAAUGUCAAUAUGGUGGGAGAAAACUAUAUUUUUUAGUUGCCUAAAAUCUCUAAGUAUUAGUUUUAUAUUAUCAAUGAUAUUCUGAGUUAAUGUUUUUUAUAUACAAAAAAAUUUCAUUUACCUCCAUUUCAAUAUGUUUCAAUGCUUCCACCACGAUUAAACUGACACUACACUGAAA
Misgurnus anguillicaudatus (oriental weatherfish) is the source of this 3557-nucleotide messenger RNA. NCBI's taxonomy places the organism in Eukaryota, Metazoa, Chordata, Actinopteri, Cypriniformes, Cobitidae. The record is from RefSeq and is a predicted model, not a curated record.